Molecule: messenger RNA, 3279 nt
Organism: Closterium sp. Yama58-4
Lineage: Eukaryota; Viridiplantae; Streptophyta; Zygnematophyceae; Desmidiales; Closteriaceae
Source: the annotation of a GenBank genome assembly
AUGCUGCCGUACCUGUUCCCCGAUCUGUCCACCUUUACUACAGUCGCCGAUCUUAUCACCCACCUUCGCACUAGUGAUGCUCGCCUGCGUGCCGCCCUUCCCACCGAGUUCUGCGCUAAGAACCCCCCUCCACUGUACUGGACACUCCACUUCAUAGUCACCCGUCUCCCUGACACCCUCCGCUCAGUUCGAGACCACUUCCUUGCUCGCUGUCCCACUGAGCUCACAGUCGCCCUCCUAGAGGAGCACCUGCUCGCGGCCGAAAAGAGCAUUGUAGCUGUCGGUGCUGCUCGUGGCGCUCCUCGCACCCCCAUCUUUGAGGGGUGUUCUCCCUCUCCCCUCGCUCCCUCCUACGCUGCUGCUGCUGCUGUUGACUUCCUUGGUGCUGAGUCUGUUGGCGCUGCUUCUACUCCUGGUGGGAGGCGCCGCACCGGCAAGGGCAAGGGGGGCAAGGGUGGUGGUGGUGGCGCUGGGGGGGGAGGAGGUGGGGGAGGUGGGGGGGGAGGCGGUGCUGGAGGGAGCGGUGGCGGGAGCGCUGGUGGGAGUGGGGUCGGUGGUGGAGACGGGGGCGGCGGAGGGAGCAGUGGCAGUAGUGGCGGCGGCGGCGGUGGCGGCGGUGGCGGUGGUGGCGGUGGUGGCGGUGGCGGUCGGAGCGGUGGUAGUGGUGGCGGCGGAGGUCGGAGUGGAGGCACUGGCUCUGGCCAGAGCUCCCAGCAGCAGCAGCGUCCCCAGACGACCCAGCAGCUUCGUGAGUGGCUUGCUCAGCGUGGGACGUCGGGGGCCAGUGCCCGCUGUUCUUAUGUCAUUCGCACAGGUGACCGCAAGGGACAGACGUGUGGGAGGUUCCACACCCCGUACCGCUGCUUCUCCCGCCUUGACGACGCUUGGCGUGAGGAGAUGGGUGCGGAUGUUGAGCGCCCCCGCUGGGCUGAGCUCAUGAGGGCUGGUGUUGAUGUCUUUGCUCUUGACUAUGAUGCUAUUAUUGCUGCCAUUGCUGUCCCGACUGGUUUCGAGUCUGCUCUCUCAGGUACAGCACCCACAGAGACUGCUCUCUCAGGUACCGCACCGGCUGAGGCCUGUCACACCUUCACCCUUGACUCAGUCCUUGCCCAGUCCACCACUGUCCUCCCUUGUCCGGCGGUUCCGUCUGGCUCGUUGUCGGGUUUCCACCUCCCCUCGUUCUCGACGAACCUGGUGAGCAACGCUGUCCUCCAGGAUCAGUGGGUUGACACCUUUACCCCUGGCGGACAGCGUGUGGCGAUCUGCACGUGCUCCAGGACCGGCCGUCACCUGGCUACGUUCACCCGUCGGCCGGGGUCGAGUCUCUACACACUGACCACUGCGUCUCCCCAGGUAGCUGCUGUCGGUCAGGUGUCUGCGUCAGGUCUGGUGGCCCACGCCUGUGAGUGUCGUUCCCUGUCGCACCAGACUCUUCUCUGGCACCACCGCCUGGGUCACCCCUCCUUGCCACGCCUUCGUGGCAUGCACCGUCGCCUCCUUGUGUCCGGUCUUCCCAGGUCCCUCCCUCCCCUCCCUGCCUCGCCUGCGCCGCCCUGCCUUCCUUGCGUCGAGGGGCGGCAGCGCGCCGCUCCUCACUCCUCCUCGUUCCCCCCGACAGAGGCUCCUCUGGAGACCCUCCACCUGGACGUGUGGGGCCCAGCCCGCGUUCGUGGUCAGGGCGGUGAGCGGUAUUUUUUGCUGGUUGUCGACGACUACUCGCGUUACACCACGGUCUUCCCCUUGCGCACCAAGGGUGAGGUCCCUGCUGUUCUGAUCCCUUGGAUCCGCACGGUUCGUCUCCAGCUCCGCCGCCGUUUCCGGACGGAUCUUCCUGUCCUGCGUCUGCACUCUGACAGAGGUGGUGAGUUUUCCUCCGACCUCUUGAGGACCUUCUGUCAGGCGGAGGGCAUCGAGCAGACCUUCACGCUUCCGGACUCCCCACAGCAGAAUGGGGUUGCUGAGCGUCGCAUUGGCCUGGUCAUGGAGGUCGCUCGUACCUCCUUGGUCCACGCGGCGGCUCCCCAUUUUUUGUGGCCGUUUGCUGUCCGGUACGCCGCGCAUCAGCUCAACCUCUGGCCCCGUGUCUCCUUGCCGGAGACCUCGCCCACACUGCGUUGGACGGGGGAGGUUGGCGAUGCGUCGCGCUUCCGGGUGUGGGGUGCUCGUGCCCUUGUCCGCGAUACGUCCGCGGACAAGCUCUCCUCCUGCACGCUUCCCUGUGUCUUCCUUGGCUUUGUUCCUGACGCGCCUGGCUGGCAGUUUUACCACCCCACCUCGCGCCGGGUCUUCGCCUCUCAGGAUGUCACCUUUGACGAGUCGGUCCCUUUUUACCGUCUCUUCCCCUACCGCACUGCCCCCCUCCCUCCCCCGCCGCUUUUCCUUGCUCCUGGUCCCCCUCCGGUAGACCCCCUUCCCCCUCAGGGUCCUGCUCCUUCAGGUGUCUCUCAGGUAGACCCUCCUCCCGUCGCUGAGCCUGUCGAGGUCACAGGUGACUCAGGUGCUGCUGCGGGUGGUGCUGCUGGGAGUGCUGAGCCUGGGGGUGCUGAGCCUGGGGGUGCUGGGCCUGGGGGUGCUGGGGCUGCAGGUGCUGGGACUGAGGGUGCUGGAGUUGAGGGUACGGUGCCUGAGAGUAUGGAGCCUGGGGGUGCUGCGCCUGGGGGUGCUGAGUCUGCGGGUGCGGGGCCUGGGAGUGCUGGGACUGCAGGUGCUGGAGCUGAGGGUACUGUGCCUGAGAGUUUGCCGCCUGGGGGUGCUGCGACUGGGGGUGCUGAGCUUGCGGGUACUGAGCCUCGGGUUACUGCGUCUGGGGGUGCUCAGGUUAGGGGUGCUGAGCAGUCUCUCACACCGCAGCAGCUUCGCGACUGGUACGUCCGACGCUUUCGCCGUCCUAGUGGCUCGGCUGGAGUUUGGGGUGCUGGAGCUGCUCGUCCUGGGGGUGCUCGUACUGGGGGUACUGGAGCUGCCGGGACUGGCUGUUCUGGGAGCACUGUGACUGGAGCUGCUGGAGCUGGGGACUCUGGCACUGGCGGUGCUAGCGGAGUUGGAGCUGCCGACUCUGGGGGUGGCGCUGCUGCUGGUGCUGCGGACCCACCUGGUGGAGCUGCUGCUGGUGCUGAGGAGUCGGACGGUGGAGCUGCUGCUGGAGCUGGGGACCCGGCCGGUGGAGCUGCUGCUGGUGCUGUGGACCCGGACGCUGGAGCUCCUACUGGUGCUGAGGACCCGGCCGCUGGAGUCCCGUCUGCUUCUGGAGACGCUGCGCGGCCGCGACCAGCGUCGUGA